Messenger RNA from Portunus trituberculatus (swimming crab), 809 nucleotides. RefSeq names its product cuticle protein-like. Bases 83 to 379 code for a protein of 98 amino acids. Gene Ontology annotation, cellular component: extracellular matrix. The transcript is spliced from 4 exons. The record is from RefSeq and is a predicted model, not a curated record. NCBI's taxonomy places the organism in Eukaryota, Metazoa, Arthropoda, Malacostraca, Decapoda, Portunidae.
GUGAUGGCUCUUGUCUGGCAUCACUGCUCACCCUCUGCGGUACCCGGCUCAUAUCGUGCGGCACUCGGCUCACUUCACAACAAUGCUUCUCAAGGUGACCCUCCUCGCCCUUGUUGGGUUGGCUCUCUCCUACCCACACGCCACCUACCCAGUCGACUACCACGCCAAGCCCAUGCCGUACAGGUUCGGAUACGGAGUGCACGACGAAUAUUCCGGACAGCAUUUCAACCGGAAGGAACACUCGGACGGCAAGACAGUGCUGGGGACCUACAAUGUGGCCCUUCCUGACGGCACCAAGCAGACGGUGAACUACAGAGCCGACCCCUACAGUGGCUUCCAAGCUGACGUCAUCUACAGCCCAAACCCUUACGGCCACUAAACGUUCUUCCAUAAACGUUCCGGGGAAAAAAAACGUACACGCCCAAAAACGUUUCCAAGACUCCUGGGAACGUUUGGCUCGGCUACACCACCUCUUACGGACAUGAGUCAAGAAACGUUCGCUAAACAGAAAACGGAGAAAAAAAAAAAAAAAACGUUGCCAGAUUUCAGAAUUGAUUGAUGAAAAAAAAAACGUUUGUCUCUUUAAUCUUUUAUUUUUUUCUUGUUUUUUUUUCUUUAUUUUAAGUGUUUUAUAAGUGUACCAAUAUUUGAUAAGUAGAAAAGGGGCAUUAUUAAGUGUGUUUAAGUGCUGUUUUCCUUGUUUUUUCUUUGUUUUUCUUUGUUGUUUUUUGUUUAUGUUCGUGUGUGAUGAAAGAAAUGUGUGAAAAUGUGUGAAAAAUUUGUGAUUUGAUUAAAAUAUUGCAAGAUUA